Messenger RNA from Podospora pseudocomata, 1449 nucleotides. It is a transcript of the gene URA9, whose product is annotated as Dihydroorotate dehydrogenase (quinone), mitochondrial. The record is from RefSeq and is a predicted model, not a curated record. Gene Ontology annotation, molecular function: dihydroorotate dehydrogenase activity. The transcript has a single exon. NCBI's taxonomy places the organism in Eukaryota, Fungi, Ascomycota, Sordariomycetes, Sordariales, Podosporaceae. Gene Ontology annotation, biological process: 'de novo' pyrimidine nucleobase biosynthetic process; pyrimidine ribonucleotide biosynthetic process. Gene Ontology annotation, cellular component: cytoplasm; mitochondrial inner membrane. The coding region runs from base 1 to 1449 and encodes 482 amino acids.
AUGGCUAGCCCCUUUCUCCGAACGAGGCAUACCCUCUCCUCUGCCCUCCGACCCCUUGCACGGAAUCCCACCCCGAGAAUCAACCAUGCCGUCCCUCGUCGCCCCGCCUCGACUGCUUCCUCCUCCUCCGGUGGCUCCAGCGCAAAGACAGUAGCUAUCAGCACCGCCCUCGGUACUGCCGCCGUUCUCGGAUACUACUACGGAACCGACACUCGUGCCUCCUUCCACAAAUACCUCGUCCCCCCCGUCAUCCGCGUUCUCUUCCCUGACGCCGAAGAUGCCCACCACGCCGGCACCGCUGCCCUCAAAGCCCUCUACUCGGUCGGUCUCCACCCCCGCGAGCGCGUUCAAGAUGGCGACGCCACCGGUGCCAAACCCUUGGCUGUCAACGUCUUUGGCGUCGAGCUGUCCAACCCAAUCGGCAUCUCCGCUGGUCUCGACAAGGACGCUGAAAUUCCCGACCCUCUGUUUGCUCUCGGCGCCGGUGUUGUCGAGGUAGGCGGCAUCACGCCCCUUCCGCAAGAAGGAAACCCCAAGCCAAGAGUUUUCAGAGUUGUGUCUACCGAUGGGUUGAUCAACAGAUAUGGUCUAAACUCUAAGGGUGCUGACGCCGUGGCUGCGCACCUGAGGGAAAGACUACGGACAUUUGCCCGGAGCAUUGGUUUCACGGAAAAGGAGAUGCUUGACGGGGCGGCGGGAGUUCCGGUGGGCAGCUUGAAGGAUGGGCGCUUGCUGUGCGUGCAGAUUGCCAAGAACAAGAAGACAGAUGAGAAGGAUGUGGAGGCUGUGAAGAAGGAUUAUGUCACUUGUGUCAACAGGCUAGCACCAUACGCCGAUGUGCUGGUUGUCAAUGUCAGCAGUCCCAACACUCCUGGCCUGAGAGAUUUGCAGGCUACCGGCCCAUUGACUGCGCUGCUGAGCGCCGUCGUGGAGGAGGCGCAAAAGACCAAGAGAAAGGUCAAGCCUAGAGUCAUGGUCAAAGUCAGCCCGGACGAGGAUGACGACAGCCAGAUGGAGGGUGUGGUGCAGGCUGUGUGGAUGAGCGGAGUGGACGGUGUUAUUGUGGGCAACACAACCAAGAAGAGGACGGGGCUCGUGCCAAAGGGCGUGAGAUUGACCAGCCAGGAGCAGAAGAACAUCAUGGAGGAUGGUGGCUACUCAGGUCCAGCGCUGUUCAAUCAGACGCUGAACUUGGUUGGAAGAUACAGAAAGAUGCUGGACAGCUAUUCGCUCAAGACCGAGGGCCUCGGGGAUGCGUUCAACAAGAACCAAAAGGUCAUCUUCGCGACGGGUGGUAUCACAAAUGGCGACGAGGCUCUCAAGGUUCUCAAUGCUGGAGCCAGCGUUGCCAUGGUUUACACCGGGAUGGUCUAUGGUGGGUCCGGCACUAUCACGCGGAUAAAGAAUGAGAUGCGGGAGAAGUUGGCUAUCGAGGACAAGAAGCAGUGA